Molecule: messenger RNA, 1317 nt
Organism: Canis lupus familiaris (dog)
Lineage: Eukaryota; Metazoa; Chordata; Mammalia; Carnivora; Canidae
Gene: SLC25A14
Product: solute carrier family 25 member 14
Exons: 10
Coding region: 41-1018 (325 amino acids)
Biological process (GO): mitochondrial transport
Cellular component (GO): mitochondrial membrane
Source: RefSeq, marked provisional
CAGCUGAGGAACUGGCAAGAUCCUGCUACCCAGAGGGUGAAUGGGUAUCUUUCCUGGAAUAAUCCUAAUUUUUCUAAGGGUGAAGUUUGCAACGGCGGCCGUGAUUGUAAGCGGACACCAGAACAGUGCCACUGUAAGCCAUGAGAUGUCUGGUCUGAAUUGGAAACCCUUUGUAUAUGGCGGCCUUGCCUCUAUUGUUGCUGAAUUUGGAACUUUCCCUGUGGAUCUGACCAAAACGCGACUUCAAGUUCAGGGCCAAAGCAUUGAUGUCCGUUUCAAAGAAAUAAAAUACCGAGGAAUGUUUCAUGCCUUGUUCCGAAUCUAUAAAGAAGAAGGUGUAUUGGCUCUGUAUUCUGGAAUUGCUCCUGCCUUACUAAGACAGGCAUCAUAUGGCACCAUCAAAAUUGGCAUUUACCAAAGCUUGAAGAGAUUAUUUGUAGAACGUUUAGAAGAUGAAACUCUUCUAAUUAAUAUGAUCUGUGGGGUAGUGUCAGGAGUGAUAUCUUCCACUAUAGCCAACCCCACUGAUGUGCUAAAGAUUCGAAUGCAGGCUCAGGGGAGCUUAUUCCAAGGCAGCAUGAUUGGCAGCUUCAUCGAUAUAUAUCAACAAGAAGGUACCAGGGGUCUGUGGAGAGGUGUCGUCCCAACUGCUCAGCGGGCUGCCAUCGUUGUGGGUGUAGAGCUGCCAGUCUAUGAUAUUACAAAGAAGCACUUAAUAUUGUCAGGGGUGAUGGGAGACACAAUUUUAACUCACUUUGUUUCCAGCUUUACAUGUGGCUUGGCCGGGGCUCUGGCUUCCAAUCCAGUUGAUGUGGUUCGAACUCGCAUGAUGAACCAGAGAGCAAUUGUGGGACAUGUGGACCUCUACAAGGGUACUUUGGAUGGUAUUUUAAAGAUGUGGAAACAUGAGGGAUUUUUUGCACUCUAUAAAGGAUUUUGGCCAAACUGGCUUCGACUUGGACCCUGGAACAUCAUUUUUUUUAUUACAUACGAGCAGCUCAAGAGGCUUCAAAUCUAAGGACUGAAUUAUAUGUGAGCCAAGCCCUGCCAGCCUUUCUACUCUUUUCCCUUUUUUCCAUGUUCUAAUGUAUUUUGACAAAGUUGUGUUUACUGAACUGCUGGUCUCCCAAGCCUCCUGAUGGAAGAACUCUAGGGUGGUUCAAAAUUGUUCAUGUGUUUGUGUUACCAUGUUAACUUUUCCCUGAGAGGAAGUGUUAACAUUACGACUCUGGCCCCAGAUUGGUAUCUUCUAUGAAGAUGGAUACUGAUGGAUGACAUUCAACAUGGCCUUCUUUUCAAAUGUUGGUUAAAUGUAGU